Zeugodacus cucurbitae (melon fly) is the source of this 6151-nucleotide messenger RNA. RefSeq names its product beta-1,4-glucuronyltransferase 1. Gene Ontology annotation, molecular function: glucuronosyltransferase activity. The record is from RefSeq and is a predicted model, not a curated record. Bases 4650 to 5993 code for a protein of 447 amino acids. NCBI's taxonomy places the organism in Eukaryota, Metazoa, Arthropoda, Insecta, Diptera, Tephritidae. The transcript has 4 exons.
AUUACCGUGUAUCAAUAACUUGUAAGAAAACGGUUCAAAGAAGCUAUUGAUUGACUUGACUUAAUAAAUUAUGUAUAGACACAUAAUCAUUUCCGAAUACACUCUAUAUAUAGAAUUUUUGUAAUAAAUGACAAUAUAAGUAUAUUGUACGCAUAAUGCAAAAGUUAUCGCCAAGUAUUUAUGUAUAUUAGUGCCUUUUGUGAGAAAAAUUGUGCGUAUUUGAGAACAAAAUAAAUAACGAAGAACCCCAAACAUUUCUGAGUGUGUGAUACUCUACUUGAUAUUUAUGUGUAAACAAUGUUCUUAUUUAGGCAAUUUGUCGAAAUUUCAGAUGUCCGUAGUAGGGCUUUUAAAAUGAUUCGAAUUACCUGAAAACCGUUUAUUCGAAUAUCCGGUUUGUAACCGUUCGUAUGAAAAUUAUCCUAUUCGUCGUUCUACUGUGACUAUUCGAUUAAUUGCUCUGCUGCAAGUAUUUGAAGUAAUGAAAAUUGUUUAAACUCCAAGGAGUCUUGUUAUACUCUCGCAACAAAAGUUGCUACGAGAGUAUUAUAGUUUUGUUCACAUAACGGUUGUUUGUAACACCUAAAACUAAAAUAGUUAGUUAUAGAGUCAUAUAUACCAAAGUGAUCAGGGUGACCAGUAGAUUUGAAAUCCGGAUGUCUGUCCGUCCGUCCGUCUGUGCAAGCUGUAACUUGAGUAAAAAUUAAGAUAUUUUGACGAAACUUGGCACCAUAAGAAGAUCAAGUUCGAAAAUGGGCAGAAUCGGACCAUUGCCACGCCCACAAAAUGGCGAAAACCAAAAACACAUAAAGUGUCAUAACUAAGCCAUAAAUGAAGAUAUAAAAGUAAAAUUUGGAAUAAAGAAUCGCACUAGGAGCGGUUAUUUGUAUUUAACUCGUAAACUAAUAAAGCUAUAUAAACCAAACUUUCUGCAGUAGGUUCUCUUACAUUUCAAAUAGUUGAAAUCGGAUAAUAACCACGCCCACCUCCCAUACAAAGGUUAGGUUGAAAAUUACUAAAAGUGGGUUAACUAACUAACGAAAAACGUCAGAAACACUAAAUUUUGCAGAAGAAAUAGCAGAAGGGAGUUGUACUCAGAUUUUUUUACAAAAUGGAAAAUGGGCGUGGCAUCGCCCACUUAUGGGUCAAAAACCAUAUCUCAGAAACUACUCGACCGAUUCGAAUGAAAUUCGGUAUAUAAUAUUUUCUUGACACCCUGAUAACACGGACAAAAAACCACGGUAGUUCACAACCACUACUACUUUCCUUAUAACUCAAUUUUGAAAUCCAUCUUAUUCCUUCACUUUAUAAUGUAAACAUAAGGAACCAAUGAAGAUAACGGAAUAAAACUUUACACAAUUAGUGCAUAUUAUUUCUGGCUUCACUUGUGAAAAAAUUGUCGAAAUCGGACUAUAACUUUUCAAUGCCCCGGAUAUCGAAUAUGAAGAACUCAGUGACCUACGGUAAUUUUUCACCGAAAAUUUCGGUUAAUCUCUCAGGUAUCUUAAUUUAAUUCAGAGGAUAUAUUUUUCUUCUAAUAGUGUGUCUCGUCUCUGUACCAGAACCGGUUAAAAUCGGGUCAUAACUUCCCCUAGAUCAAAUUGUGUGUUAUCUUAAUAAAAAUAUAUCAAUAAAUUGCGAGAGUAUAAAAUGUUUGGUUGCACCCGAACUUAGCCUUUCCUUACUUGUUUUUGGUUUGUUUUUAAUUUUUGAAUAAAACUAAGAAAAUUAAUGAACUUAAAAACGCUAAGUUCGGGUGAAACCAAGCAUUAUAUGCGUUCGCAAUUUGCUAAAAGGGAGAGCUUUUUAAGGCUUUGUACUGUAUAUCCAACAAGUAAAGAAGGACUAAGUUCGGCUGUUUCUGAAUACAGUGGAACUUCUCUAACUCGAAUCACCAUAAUCCUAAGAAAACUGCGAGUUAGAGAUACUUCGAGUUAUAGAAGUGUUCAUUAAAAAAUAAAAUUUUUCAAAAAGCUUUAAAAUGUAGAUUUAUUUACAGUUCUACUGUUACUUCGCAAACAUUUUUAUGUACACAUGUUAAAACAUGUAUUCUCUAUUUUGGUGGUUGCACUUUGCUACUGUUUGGGUCUUGAUGUCUGUAUCCCAUUCCUUUGUUACAUGAUUUAUGAAUAAGUGUAAUAUCAUAUUUUUUGUGCGCCUACAUACGAAUAUAGAGACUCUUUUAAAAUUCUGCGUCGAUAGUAAAAUUUUAUUUUUUGUAUUAUGCCCUGGAAGGAAAUCUCUAGGAAAUUUGACUUCUAUUGCCAAUUCAAGAGUUCGAGUUAUGGAGAUCUUCGAGUUAUGGAAGUUCCACUGUAUAUUAAGUUCUCCAAUUUCCAUUUCCAGGGGUAAUUCCUAGACCGAUUUCAUUAUACAUUAUACAUAUAUACAAGACUAUACAUUAAUUUAAUUUUGCUAAAAUAUCUCACUUAUUAAUCCAUAUAUACGGUUGGAAGUUUUAAAAUCAUUUAUUUUAUAUUUUUCACAAAUAAUGACAUAAUUCAAAGUGGAUCACAUUUAUGUCCAAGAAAAAGCAUUAGUACACUCUAUUUGGUCCAUUUAUGCUGAACAUUGUAUUUAAUAUAUUACACGCCACUAGAAGCGUCAAUUAACUUAUGACAGACAAUUGAAUACUUUAAAAUGCUCUCCUGAAAAAUCGACUUUUUUGAGUUGUGACACUAUUCAUGUAAAUGAGCGAUAUAUUCUCACUAUCAUAUUUGUUUUGUAACAAUUGCGGUAUAUACUCAACCAAAGGGACAAAAUAUAAUACACAUUUUUCCCAAUCAGCUAUAAAGCCAAUCGGAAGUUUAAAAAUUAUGUAUACUGGAGCCAAUGGGUAUAGUAUUGGGCAAUUUUUCCCAUUUUGGCACCAGGACACAUUAUUAUAAGAAUUUAUGUUUUGACAUUUUACAUUCCAUUCGGCACAGCAAUAUACAAAUUUUUACAAAAUAGGAGCAUUAGCAUAUACUUAUAUUAAAAACUUCUUUAAAUUUAAUUUAAAUUAUUUUUAUAAGUAUUGCAUUGCCUUACUUAUGUAAUGAAAAAAUUAAAAUUUUAGGAAAAAGCGCAUUAUGUAUUUUUCCCGCAUAAUAGAAAAUCUCUGGAUUUGUCAUAUAUUUUUUUCCAUCCUGUCCGCAUGUACAACAAUUAUCCGUCACUCCCAUUAUAAAUACUAAUCGUUGAAAUUGAUGUAGCAAUUAUUAAAAUUAUUUUUCAAACUAGAACUAAAAAUAAUUCAAUAUCGAAUACAUUUAUUACCUUUAAUAAAUUUUCUGUAUCUAAGUGUCAACGUGCAUAAGAAUAUACAUACAUACUUACGUAUGUAAAAUAAGACCUCAUUGAAUCGAGGUACGCAUGAAUAGUGUCACAACUCAAAAAAGUCGAUUUUGCAGGAGAGCGGUUUACAGUUUUCAAUUGCCUUUUAUUUAGCGAAUUUAGAAAAACGUAAUAAGUUUAUUGAAUAAACUAGUGGCAUGUAAAAUAUUUAAUAAAAUGCUGAGGAAAAGUGGACUAAAAAGACUAUACCAAGGAUUCUUCUUAGGCAUAAACGUAACCCCUUUUGAAUUAUGUCGUUAUUUGUUAAAAAUAUAAUAAAAAUAAAAAAAAAUAUAUUUGAAAAAAGCAACAUGAAAAGUUUAAUUACAGUAGUUUUCCGAAAUAACGAAUAUUCGUUUUAACGAAAACCACUUAUAACGAACAAGCAAAUUUGUUACAUUGAGUACCUUAAAUAACGAACAUAGGUGAUUUGUAAGUACUCGACUUAACGAACAACAUGAAGAAGACAUAUGAAGAAAGAGAAAAAAUCAAAUAACAUCGAACCAGAAUUAAAAAUAAAACUUGAAAAGGUUCCAAAGAAAUGUGCAAAUUGAAAAAAUGUUGAAUUUUAUAAAAAAGCUUAAAAUUAUUGAUCAGCACCAAAUAGAAGUAUAAGUGUCAUAUUGGAUUUGAAUGUUUCGUUAUGGUUUUUCAUUUUUUAACAAAUAAUUAAUAAAAAAUGUAUUAAACUGCAAUUUACGGAUAUUUAACUAAUUUAUAUCGAAAAACAUACCACUAAGUGAGUACUCGAAUUAACGAAAAAUUCGAUGUAACGAACAGGCCUGACAAUUAAAGUGUUCGUUACAUAUUUCGGAAAACAACUGUAUUAUACCUUUUCACCAAUAUCGUUGUAACACCAAAUAUGUCGCUCUUUCUGAAAAGAAAACCAACUUCACCCUAUGACAAUAUGUGUUGUAGCACAAAAUAUGUCGUUCUUUAAAAAAAAAAAAAAAACAUGACUAGUUCUUGCACAACUGAAAUGUGUCGUUGUUGUAGUUAAAAAAUAAUGCAAUAUAACAAGUUGAAUAACGUCACAUUCUUAUUUCACGGGUAAACUUUCUACGCAUCAGAAUGAAAUUUUUAUGCAAUAUGGACGAUGAAAUUGCGCACAUUUCUGCAUACUCAACUCAAAAAUUGUGUUUUUUGAGUUAUGACACUAUUCACGUAAAUAAGCGAUAUGUAUAGCGUUAGUGGAGUAGUAAACCGCACCUCGAUACAAUGACGAUGGUGAUGUCUUAUUGUAAUCGAUUACUACACUGAAAAUAUCAGACCUAUAAAAUUCCCAUUCCUAGGAAUAACAAAUAAAUAAAUGUUUACUGUGGAAAUCUACAAGAAUGAGGCAAUUUAUCCGAUUUAGACGCUGGGUUUUAUUCGUAUUAACAAUAUUUUUAACUGCAAUUAAUCUUUUGUGGACUUUUUGUUUGCUGGAGACGGAAAUAAAUUCGCAACGAAUCAAUAAGUCAUAUAACAGAAUUACAAAGAAAUUGGUUGCAAUGGAUAGAAUCAAUAAUGCUACAAUUCCACCGCUCAAUCAAAGAAUCAAUCAAACAUUGGUAGAAAAAAACUCGAAGCAUAAUUUUAGGCUUGCUUUUGACAAUAUAAAUUUCGAGACCGGUAGGUGGGACAAUCAUCGCCAUUAUAAGAUGUAUGAUUUUGCAUUGAUUGGCGAUAAAUUUAUCAAAUCCUCAUACGAAAACAUUGUGUGUUUAGCUACCCAAAGCUCUGUGGAACGGUUGUAUUCAUUGACACAAGUUGCACAUCAAUGGAACGGUCCAAUUUCAACUGCCGUCUACGUUGCAGGAAAUGAGGAGUUCUUCAUUUUACAACACUUUGUGACAUAUAUGAGACUCUGUUUCUCAUUUAUACGUGAUAACGUUACUUUUCAUAUUGCUGUUCCAAGCAAUAAGAAACCAGUUCAAGGACAUAUCCCUAAUCUCGUCAACAGCUUUGAUUGUCAAUAUCCUGAACAAACUCUUCGUCAUUUACUAAAAAUACGCAAUCCUGACACAAUACGUUGGCGUUUAAAAAAUGAAUAUCCUCAAAACCACUUACGUAAUUUAGCGCGAAAAGGAUGCCAAAAUAAAUAUGUAUUUCUAACAGAUAUUGAUAUAAUACCAAGUGCAAAUAUGGUAUCAUUACUAAACAAAUUUCUGCCAUCAGUAAAAUGCAGCUAUCGCUGUGCAUAUGUUAUACCAACUUUUGAAAUAGAUAAUAGAGCUAAAUUCCCUGCUUCCAAGCCGGAGCUCAUGCGUUUAUAUAGAAAAGGUCUAGCACGCCCAUUUCACGAAAAAGUUUUUAUAUACAACCAAUAUGCCACAAACUUUUCCAUUUGGCUUAGCAAUUCCUCAAAUGAAGAUGACCGGGCUCAUAUAAGCCAUGUCGUAACUAAUUUUGAGUUCUUAUAUGAACCUUUUUACGUUGCUUUCGACGACGUCCCUGCACAUGAUGAAAGGUUUAUAGGCUAUGGCUUUACCCGAAAUUCACAGGUUUAUGAAAUGUUUAUUUCUGGAUACACAUUUUUUGUGUUAUCCCCUGUUUUUACUUGCCAUUGGGGAUUACAACAAAAAAAAGCGAGACCGGUUUGGCGAGAACAGCAAAAUAAUUUAAAUCGGAAGCGUUUUGAGAUGUUUAAGCAUGAAAUUCUCGCGCGAUAUAAAAAGAAGACAACCAGAAAAUAACUGAAACAUUCAAACUCGAAGAAGUAAACUGGACAUAGAUAUAAUUUAAAUCCUUAUUUAAAUAAAGUACAAAUAAAAAUUAUUAUCAAUAUGGAUUUCAAUAAAACCUUAAUAUAGUACAGCCAGAACAAGAACAAUCGAGUAUGUAUUAAAAAAAA